CGAUGCGGCGAGCGGCGGCCACAAUCACGGCGGGCGGCGGCGGCGGGGCGAGCGGGAGGCGGCGGCGGGCCCGGGGCCGUCCCUGCCGAGCUUGCCCUCCUCCUCUUCCUCCUCCUCUUUCUCCUCCUUCCCCCCUCGGCCCGGGCAGCGGGGGGCUCGCCGCCGGGCCAAGAUGGCUGGGGCCAUCAUCGAGAACAUGAGCACCAAAAAGCUGUGCAUCGUCGGGGGGAUCCUGCUGGUUUUCCAAGUCGUCGCCUUCCUGGUGGGGGGGCUGAUCGCUCCCAGCCCCACUACAGCUGUCCCUUACAUGUCAGUGAAGUGCAUUGAUGUGAGAAAAAACCACCACAAAACCAAGUGGCUGAUGCCCUGGGGACCCAACCACUGCGAGAAGCUCAAAGACUUCGACGAGGCGGUGAGCAGGCAGAUCGAAGCCAACGAUAUCGUGUUUGCCGUGCACAUUCCCCUCCCCAGCAAGGAGAUGAGCCCCUGGUUCCAGUUCAUGCUUUUCAUCAUGCAGCUGGACAUCGCCUUCAAGAUGGACAACGACCUAAAAGAAAACGCAGAAAUUACCCUGGAUGUGUCAUUAGCAUAUCGCGAUGACAUGUUUGAUGAUUGGGAAGAAAUAGCCCAUGCAAUAGAGAUCAGGAAGCUGAAAUGCACCUUUGGCUCACCAAAAACCCUGGAGUCUGAAGGCCGUCACUACGACUGUGACUUCCUUCCCUUCAUGGAGAUCGGCAGCGUGGCCCACAAAUACUACCUCAUCAACAUCCGUCUGCCUGUGAACGAGAGGAAGGGCAUUAACGUGGGCAUUGGGGAAAUCAAGGAUAUCCGCCUGGUGGGCAUCCAUCAAAACGGAGGCUUUACAAAAGUGUGGUUUGCCAUGAAGACCUUCCUCACCCCCAGCAUUUUAAUUAUCAUGGUGUGGUACUGGAGACGGAUCACGCUGAUGACACGCGCUCCUGUCCUGCUGGAGAAGGUCAUCUUUGCCCUGGGAAUUUCCAUGACGUUCAUUAACAUCCCCGUGGAGUGGUUUUCCAUCGGAUUUGACUGGACUUGGAUGUUGCUCUUCGGAGACAUUCGACAAGGCAUUUUCUAUGCCAUGCUGCUGUCGUUUUGGAUCAUCUUCUGCGGAGAGCACAUGAUGGACCAGAAUGAGCGGAAUCGUCUCUCGGGUUACUGGAAGCAGGUUGGACCUAUAGCUGUUGGCUCCUUUUGCCUCUUCAUCUUUGACAUGUGCGAGAGGGGAGUGCAGCUGAAGAACCCCUUCUACAGCAUCUGGACCACCGAAGUUGGCACGGAGCUGGCUAUGGCCUUUAUUAUAGUCGCGGGAAUCUGCUUGUGUCUCUAUUUUCUCUUCCUGUGUUUUAUGGUCUUCCAAGUGUUCAGAAACAUCAGUGGAAAGCAGUCCAGCCUCCCAGCCAUGAGCAAGGCUCGCCGCCUUCAUUACGAGGGGCUGAUUUUUAGGUUCAAGUUCCUGAUGCUCAUCACCCUGGCGUGUGCAGCGAUGACCGUCAUCUUCUUCAUCGUGAGCCAGGUGACUGAAGGCCACUGGAAGUGGGGGGACAUCACGAUACAAGUCAACAGCGCCUUCUUCACCGGCAUCUACGGCAUGUGGAACCUCUACGUCUUCGCCCUGAUGUUCCUCUACGCGCCGUCGCACAAGAAUUACGGCGAAGACCAGUCAAACGGUGACCUGGGAGUGAACAGCGGGGAGGAGCUUCAGCUCACCACCACCAUCACCCACGUGGAUGGGCCGACGGAGGUUUAUAAGCUGGCUCGCAAGGAGGCCCAGGAGUAACGCUGAGGGGGUGGCCGCAGCGGGGACCCAGCGCGGGGUGGAGAGCAGGGGACAACGCGAGGCCCUGCGGGAGGACGCCCCCCUCACCUGCCUGCCUUCUCCAGCACCCCUAGGGUAUUCUCACUGAGCUGUGACACCGAGCAGAACAUUUGUAAACUCUUUACUAUGGUGUAGUUAUUUCGGGGGGGAGGGAUAUGUAUAUUGUGUUACACUCAAGCACGUAAAAACCAGUUAGAAAAGCAUUAAGGUUGCAAAGUCGCGCAUUCAGAAGGUAGGAAAGGGGCAGAGCUGACGCUGGGCAGUUUUGAUUUGGCUACGGUGUGCCUGUGCAUAAAGGAGCUCGGUCGGUGAGCACGUACUCAGCACUCGGCGUUUUCUUCUUGUGUGCAGCUUUACACAAGGUGUCGGUUGGGGGGGAACUGCAGCCUCGUGGUAAAAACAUGUAAUUCCACUGUCUGUAACUGCCAUGAAAUUGUUCGAGUCUUUAGUACAGCCCUGCAACUCGGCAGCAAACCUCUGUCACUUGAACGAAGCGCGGCUGGGGAAGGGAGUAAACUGUAAUAAAUAAGAUUUUAGCGGGAGAAGCGACACACUUUCUCAGUAGGUUUUGCAGCUUUUUGUUAAAUGUAGAGGGAUGUAAAAACUGGGUGCCUGAGCUGAGCCGCAGGAGAAGGCGGUGCUCCUGAUCCCAUGUCCCAGAGGAACCAGUCCCUCUGCCAGCUCCCGCCUCUUCUCGGCCCCUUUGGCUUCCCUCCCUCCUGUUGUCCUCCUCCAUCUCACCUCCCUGUUAAGGAUUCUUCAUUUUCAUGCUGUUUCCGUGCCAUGGGGAGAAGAGCAAGGCCACGGGAGGGACGGUGCGUUCUCGGGUCCCGUGCCCAUGAGCUGGGCAGAGGAUGCCAGGUUAUCCCGCUCCUCCUGGCACUGCUGGGAUGGAGCACGCUUGGCCGAGCUGGAUUCUUCCAGGGAUUAUCAGACUUGAAAAAAAAUCCCCUUGUCAUGCACUAAGGUGGGUAUUUUCUUUUCGGAGCAAAAGCAGACGAUGAGGUCGCUCACCCCCGCGCCGUGCCUGGGCAGUCGGGCUGUCGGACUCUUGGCAGCGCGAGGGGACUGGAAACCAAUAUGGGACGGAGGAGUAAACUGGGACUGUGCUGGGGACCAGUUAAGGGAAGUGUUAAUGGUGUGUGCGGGAAGAAGCGUGGCCAGAAGGGUCUGUGCUGCUCAGGGCACACCUCCUUCCAGGGCCUGGAGGAUCCAGGGGACUUGUCACCUGUGAAUGUCCCUGUUAACUGCUAGUAACACAUAACUCAACCUCUCAGUUUUGUCCCUAAAAGAUAAGAAUCUGCUGCUGCUGUCUGUUGCUGAAGGGUCAGAGAUGAGGAGCCUGGGGGAGCUCCCAAAGCCGCUGACGGUUCCGCUCUCGCCGUCCCUCUCACUGUUUCAAGCAUCUCGGUAACCAAAUGCAGCACCACCUUCCUUUGCCUUCUGCAUUCCUUUCCCUGUGAUUCUUGAGACAAGUCAAUACUUGCGCUGGGGUGAGGCGUUCACAUAAUUCCUCUUUUAUUUUCCCAAUCCACCAGGGCAUGAGGCCGGAAGGCCAGUGCUUGUCCCUCGGCCACGUGCGGGGCCGGCCAGGGACCCCGUCUGUCCCCUCACUGGCCUUUCCCCAGGAGGGGUUUCUCACGGGGACCCGCUGCCUGUGCCAAACAAACAGCACCAGGAGGUGCUGGGCUGUUAUGAUCCCAGUAAGACCGGCGCUCUGUAAAGUAGCAUUUAUUAGAGCUCAGCACUACGAAGAAGAAGAGGACAGCGUAGAUAAUCUUGCGUCCUUUUGGUUGCUGGGAACCCCAAGUUGUGCUCUGGCGAACGGGUGUCCCAUCAGGGCAGACCCCAUCUGUGAAAGGGUUGCCCUGUUGUUGUUAAUUCAAGGUAUUACAGCAUUUCCUUAAGAGAAAGCAAUUCCGUUCAUCGUUCUGUUCAAUCCUGUUCGUCGUGCUGUUCGCCCGUCUCAGCAGACGCGGGCUCCGCGCCGAGGAGGGCUCGGGGUGAAGCCCCUUGCGUCACUGCAGCACCAAGAAACGCUGAACGCUACUCGAGGGAGUAGCUUCGGGUGAUUUUUGGAUACUUGAACUGCAAAACUAAUAAUUUUUUAUGUUUUGUGUUUUGGUUUGUUUUUUUCUUUUUUUUAAAGUGGGAUGGCAAUGGCCCUGUACUCAAAGGAAAUGUAGUUUAAAAGUAUAAAAAAAAAGGAGAGGACACACUGUAUGUGGAAUAAGCGCUGGGACCGCACCUUCAACACGGAUGGCAAAAUGUAAGCAAUUUUUGUGAGGAAAACAAGCGCUCGUAGGUACAAGCAGGGUUCCUACUUGCAGUAGUUGUUCUAUUACAAAAUGAAUUAAACUAACGCACAUCGUCGUAACUGCGGCAUGUUCCUGGCUGAGUGCUCGACUUUGCAACUUUAACGUCCUUUUUACGUUGGGUUCUUACGUGAUAUUUAUGUUGUUCCGAUAGAUGCGUCCGUGGUUUCUUUUACAGCUUAGCAUAGCAUCGCGUUUUGUAAAGGCUCCUUACAAAUGGGGAGCUGCAGCUUUAAAACCAAAUUUUGUGUCAAACACUAACAAUUUGUUUACGGGGCGCAUGUGUGCGUGUGUGUGUAUGUUUUUUUUAUUAUUAUUUCUUAAUUCCUAAGCCCUAUUCAUAUGUCUCAGAAACAGUCCCUGGGUCUUAUUAAAAUAUAUCCUUUUUUUGUUUAGGUUGGGUUCCAGUUUUUACAGAGUGCUUUAAGCAACCUGGAA
Chroicocephalus ridibundus (black-headed gull) is the source of this 4590-nucleotide messenger RNA. It is a transcript of the gene WLS, whose product is annotated as Wnt ligand secretion mediator. Gene Ontology annotation, molecular function: Wnt-protein binding. Gene Ontology annotation, cellular component: endomembrane system; organelle membrane. Gene Ontology annotation, biological process: Wnt signaling pathway; intracellular protein transport; Wnt protein secretion. NCBI's taxonomy places the organism in Eukaryota, Metazoa, Chordata, Aves, Charadriiformes, Laridae. The record is from RefSeq and is a predicted model, not a curated record. The transcript is spliced from 12 exons. Bases 173 to 1798 code for a protein of 541 amino acids.